CGGCCCUGCAACCCAGCGCCCAAACGGGAGCGUGGGGGCGAGCAGCGCCCGGCCCCCGCCCGGGCCCGGGCCCGGCCCCGGCACAGCAUGGUAGCCUGAGCCCCCGCCGCCUCCCCCCGCUUCACGGGCGGCGGCACCGGCACCGCGGCGGCGGCGCUCGUCCCCUCGCAGGGAUCCUCUGCCCCCUCCUCUUUCUCCUUCUCUCUCUCCCUUCUCUGCCGCCCGCCCCCCCCCGGCUGAGUUCAUUCACUGGGAUUGGUUUCAAAUGACGCCAUCGCUUUAUUUUUACACCAAUGACCUCAUCCCAGCAGCUUGAAGUUUACUGACCAGCAAAACUCUUUUUUUUUCUCUCUCCCUCUCUCCCCCUCCUUGUGUCUGUUUGCUCUAAUCAUUUACUAGUAAUUAUUUGGUUCCUUUAGGGAACGUAAGGCUUUUCAGGAAAAAAACCCAACAACUUUCUCUCCCUUUCCCUGGCUUUUCGGUCCUGCUACCCCUCCACCCGCCGGAUCACUAUCCCUUUUUAAUUUUCUCAAGCCAUCUUGGGGGGGGGGGGGGGGGAAGGGGGGAGGAAAAAAGCCUCCAAAUGUUUCCUUUUUCUUCUUCUCUCCCCUCCCACCUUCAAGCUUCCCCCUCUUAAAAAGACCAGGAUAGAUGUUCUUUUAGUUACAGGAAUUUUUUUUAAAUUAUUAUUCAAGAAGAAGGAGAAAGAGGAGCUUUUCCAGCGGCUGGAAGGAGACAAAGUUGGUUCUGGCAGCAGCGGAGAGAGGUGUUUCGCUCUGCUGGCUUCUGUUUAUGGACCACCCUCUGUUCUGUUCAGCCUAUUUAGAAGUUGACUUAAGUGCAGGCAUUUGUAAUCUCACCCCUCUGUGGUCUGCAUAGUGGCAUGUAAGCCAUAGGCUUCUUGUAACCUUGGAAGAGUGUCAAUCAACUGGACUCUUAUUUUUGUCACCCUACCAGCCUUCUUCAGUGUUCUGACAGCUGAGUUGAGCUGAGAUUUGUCCUACCCGAUAAAAAGUGGAGGCUCUUAGUCCAGUGCAAAGCUGAUGGGUAGGAGCAAAGGUAAAGAAUGAUGUAAUGCAGUGGCAGCCAGAAAGCAUCUUUUGUUUGAAUUGUGAAAUGGCCACUCCAUAGUCAUCUCCUGAUGAAUCAGAUGUGAGGGGCUGCUUUGUGGAACAAACCCUUUGUAACGGCACAUCAACUGGAAGCAGGAGGAGACAUUCAGUUGAAGAGCUCUUUCUGAAAAUGGGUUUAACUUUUCUUUUGCCAGUCACUACCAGCAUGACCUCAUACACUUCUAGUACAAUGGUGUGGCUAAGCCUUUGAGUACACAGCCAUUACAUCAUCGCAGCAAAUUAGAGAGGGAGGUGAUAAAAGAGGCCUUAUUGUUGUCAUGGCCGAUGAGAUGAUCAGGACUCAACUCAUUGUCGCUGAGAAGUUGGUGGCUUUGCUGGAGAGCGGUACAGAAAAAUUGCUACUGAUUGAUAGCCGCCCCUUUGUGGAAUACAAUACAUCCCACAUCUUGGAUGCCAUCAACAUCAACUGCUCCAAGCUUAUGAAGCGGAGGCUGCAGCAGGACAAAGUUUUGAUUACAGAGCUCAUUCAGCAUUCAGCAAAACACAAGAUUGAAAUUGAUUGCAAGCAGGAAGUGGUGGUGUAUGACCAAAGCUCUAAAGAUGUGAACUCUCUCUCAUUUGACUGCUUUCUUACUGUGCUUCUGGGCAAACUGGAGAAGAAUUUCAGCUCUGUGUAUCUGCUUUCAGGUGGUUUUGCUGAAUUCUCCAGUUCUUUCCCUGGUCUCUGUGAAGGAAAAUCCACACUCGUCCCUAGUUGCAUUUCUCAGCCGUGCCUACCUGUGUCCAACAUUGGGCCAACCCGAAUUCUGCCUCAUCUCUACCUUGGGUGUCAGCGAGAUGUCCUCAACAAGGAGCUGAUGCAGCAGAAUGAUAUUGGUUAUGUAUUAAACGCCAGCAACACUUGUCCAAAGCCUGAUUUUAUUCCAGAGUCCCAUUUCCUGAGAGUGCCUGUGAAUGACAGCUUUUGUGAGAAAAUUUUGCCUUGGUUGGAUAAAUCAGUAGAUUUUAUAGAAAAAGCAAAAGCAUCGAAUGGACAUGUGUUAGUGCACUGUUUGGCUGGAAUAUCUCGCUCUGCCACAAUUGCUAUUGCAUAUAUCAUGAAGAGAAUGGAUAUGUCCUUAGAUGAAGCUUACAGAUUUGUGAAAGAAAAAAGGCCAACCAUUUCUCCUAACUUCAACUUUCUGGGCCAGCUUUUGGACUUUGAGAAGAAGAUUAAGAACCCGAGUGGUCAGCCUGGACAUAUUAGUAAGCUGAAACUUCUGCAUUUGGAAAAAAGCAGUGAGCACGUCCUGGUCCCAGAAGGUGGGCAGAGCAGCCUCCCCACCAGUCAGCUCUGCAUUACCUCUACCUCUGAGAUUGUGGAGCAGAAGUCAAUGGACUCCGGAAGUGUGCCAGGCACACGCUUGCCGUCUUUGGAAGACAGCCCACUGGUACAGGGCAUAAAUGGACUCCAUGUGUCCCUAGAUAAGGUAGAAGACAGCAACCGGCUGAAGCGCUCCUUUUCUUUGGAUAUCAAAUCUGUAUCCUACUCAGCAAGUAGCAACUGCGUGACUGCAUCCGUUCAGGGCUUUGCCUCCUCCGAAGACACUCUGGAGUACUACAAACAUGCAACUGCUUUAGAUGGUGGCAGCAAGUUGUGUCAGUUCUCCCCUGUCCAGGAGGUCUCAGAGCAGACCCCAGAAACCAGCCCUGAUAAAGAGGAAGCAAACCCUCCCAAGAAGCCCCAGAGCCCCUGGCAGCUGGAUAGCCAGAGCAAGUGGCAACACCCGGGUAGAGGCAGCAAUAGCACCACCACGCAGCGGUCACUCUUGUACCCCCUCCACCGGAGCGGGAGCAUGGAAGACAACUACCGAACAAACUUCCUGUUUGGUCUCUCCACUAGUCAGCAACAUCUGGCAAAGUCUGCAGCUGGGCUGGGCCUCAAAGGCUGGCACUCGGACAUCUUGGCUCCUCAAACAUCUGCCACAUCCCUUACCAACAGCUGGUAUUUUGCAGCUGAGUCCUCGCACUUCUACUCUGCCUCUGCCAUCUAUGGGAACACUGCAGCUUACUCUGCCUACAGCUGCAGUCAGCUGCCCACGGGCUGCGACCAAGCCUGUGCUGUGCGCAGGAGGCCAAAGCAGGGCGAUCGAGGUGACUCCAGGAGGAGCUGGCAUGAGGAAAGCUCUUUUGAAAAGCAGUUUAAGCGCAGAAGCUGCCAGAUGGAGUUUGGGGAGAGCAUCAUGUCAGACAACAGAUCCAGAGAAGAACUGGGGAAAGUAGGCAGUCAGUCGAGCUUUUCAGGCAGCAUGGAAAUCAUUGAAGUGUCUUGAAAUAGCAGACUUAUAUGACUUUACCAGAAUUGCUUCCCCCUCCAGGCUGCUCCCCCAGUGUUUGAGUUCCCUGUAAAUCUGAAAAGAACAAACUUUAUACAAAAGUGUGUGUGUGGGCCGGGGGGGAGGGGGGAAUGUGGGGUUUCAGUGUGAAUGCAGUGACUAGAUUAAUACAGCAAAGAAAUAGUAAGUGAGCAUCUGGACAAGGAGACCAAGUAUACUGUUGGGUUUUUCUCCUCUCCUUGCCUGGAGAAGGGCAGAGCAUUUCAAGUUUUCCCUGGCAGAUGAAGCAGUUAUAUGCAAUGGAUUGCACAUCCUUUCAAUGUUUUAAAUGGGAAGCUGUCUUGGUAUCAGACCAUUUCUCUGGUUCCACUGAGACGCACUUCUACUGAUCAAAGCUAGUUUGAUUCUCCCCUCCCCAUGCCCCAAGUCUUCACCAGUGCACCUUAGCCCUGACACUGAGCCAUCCUCUGGAGGGAGACCUUUCCCCUGUAAGAAGGGAGACUGAGAGUGAUUCCAAAGGAAGUAGGGACUGGUUACAGCAAGGCUGGACUGAAAACAGACUUCAGAAAAAUGUAAAUACUGGUGUAACUAUUGUUCUAAGGGAUAGGCUUUAGAUGAUUUGCUAGAGAGCUGCUUCAGAGAAAAACCAGUACCUCAGAAAUAUAAAAAAUAAACUUAGGGCUUUAUGGCUGCCAGUUGCUGGUAGUCAGUUCAUAAGCAAUGUGAACAAGUAACAACUAGCCACAUCUGAUUUUUUUUCUUUAAGCUGUCUACGCACAAGUGUUUCAGUUGGCUUAGCAGCAGCUUUUUUUAAGACAACAAGUGAACCAGACUUACGACUAUUUCCCCCAGUCUUUUUAAAUAUAAAAUAAACAGGAUUGUAUUUUUGAUAUUGGGUUACUAAGCUGGCUUCUGGGAGAGGGAUAGCUGUUUGGCUUCUAAGCUGUAAUGGAGUGGUUAAUACUUAGGGCUAUGUGCAAGAGAUAAGUGGUUGGUCAAAAUACUGCAGAAUCCUCUUUUUGCCAAUUGACAAUUCAAUAGAUAAAUUUUGAAGGGGUGUUUUUAGUAGGGCUUGGUGGGAUGAGCAGUAACAUUAAGGAACUGUUCCUCAUACACAGUUCCAGUCACAUGUCCUAAAAAAGCAGGUGGGAGUAAUUCCUGGGGUUUCCCCCCCCAGUAUCCGUGCCCAAACUGUGGGGACUCUGAGAUGGAUGCUCCCCAUCGGCUUUGCUGACUUCAUUUGAGAAAGAGAGAUCUGUUUUCAUUGGAUAACGAAACAGGGGGACUCCAGAGCCCCUCCUUGUAACAUGUGAAAGAAACUGGGUUUGCGAGGAGACGGCCUGCUCACCUCCAGCACGUGUGGCUCCAGAGGGACUUCAUUCAGGCUGUUGUCCUCGGCUGGAGUCUCAGUGCCCCUGGGUGCUGUUGCAUGGUUUGGCUGUGGGUGCUGUGAGCUGUGCUGCUGCUGGCCCAGGCACCUUUCUGGUCUGCACCAAGCUGGAGUAUCUGCUGGUGUCAUUCCCUGCUGCCAGCAGGGGUGUUUCACAGGAGAUCGGGCACAACCUUUUGUGUGUGUUGUUUUUGACAGUGAACCAGCUGCUUCCCCUCCAGCUUGUGAUUCUUGCGGUACGUUGGCUGCUGCUGCUUAAAUUGCCAUGUAAUACUGUAAACCUCUUACAGUAUUGUGAGGAGUGGUACCAAAGGCACAAGCUGUGCGCAUGUUCUCAAGCUCUUCCCCAGGACCCUUUACAACAUGCGUAUGGCUAUAGGCCUCAGCGUUUUGUCCAAUUUCAGUGCAGGCAGCUGAAAACUAUAAAUCAAAUGUAACAUACUUACCCCUGGCCAACAGCUUUUAGAAAGAAAAAAAAAAAAAUUCAAUGGAGGUCACUGAAGCCCUAAUUCAAGUCAGCAGCUUGGUUUUUUUUUGUUGUUGUUGCUGUUUUUUUUGUUUGUUUUACUGUAAGUUUAGCUAGUUUGUGACUCAAAUCUCAGGUUUUACUAUGUUGAAAAGUGGAGACAAUUUUUGUCUUUUUGUUUUGUUUUGUGGCUAGGAUGUGACUUAAUUUCCUAUGAUGGACUGCUUAAAAUAGCACUGAAAGCUACAGCAUUGAUUAACUUGAUCCUAAAAAGCAUGAGAGACACACAGAGAAGCAGCAACAGGAGUAAUUGAACCCAGAGGCUGUGUUCGUGACGUAUAUAUGAAAUGCCAAAAGAAAGGGUAGUCUGGACAAGGGACAGGUUGACACCACACUGUAAAGCAUGUCAGGUCUUGGCUAUUCAUUAAACACAGAGCCACUUGUCUAUGUUUACAUACCAAGUGAAAGUGAUUACAUUACAUCCAUUUUCAGCAUAUAUACACACUGUGUGCAUGUGUGUAUAUACACGUGUAAACCGUUUAGCAGUGCUCCUCUCAGCCAGAUUUCAGUUACAGCCCAUGUCUUUCUUUCAUUUAAAUUGGUUAAUGGGGGGAAAAAAUGCAUAAAUAAAUCCCUGCAGGCAGAAACAGAAUCUUCCUGGGUUUUGUGCUCAUUCACAUGUGUGUUCUUCCCCAUCUCGCUCUUUCUCUCCCUCUCUAUACACACACAAAUGUGUAUGUUUGGGCUCUGUUUGUUUAAUCUCUUUCUGGGGAACUGAAUUCUGGUUUUUGGGCUCCUCAUGAUUUCCAACAUGCUGCAGUCACUGACUGAAUCAAAGCUGGAGGCUUGGUAUGCUGGGGGACAGGGCCCUGCAGGAGGAAGCCUUAAGGCCAGAUCCUUUGCAGGGUGGUACCCCAUUUCAUUUCUGAACUAAUGUCCUGUACCUGAACAAUGCUGGAAAUGGCUUUUAGAUGUUUGGAAAGCAAAGUGGAGGACGGGAGGGGGAGAAACGUGUACAAUGUUCAGGAUGAAUUUAAUGUUCUUUGGUGUAUGGCAGGCUGGUUAAAUGGUUCAGAGAGAUGCAAGUUUCUCAUCUUGUUGUGUCCUAAGCAUUAUCUGUAUGUUAUGAUGAAAUAAAAUCAGAUGUGGUACCUGUUUCUAUAGAA
Molecule: messenger RNA, 6410 nt
Organism: Dromaius novaehollandiae (emu)
Lineage: Eukaryota; Metazoa; Chordata; Aves; Casuariiformes; Dromaiidae
Gene: DUSP16
Product: dual specificity phosphatase 16
Exons: 10
Coding region: 1391-3385 (664 amino acids)
Biological process (GO): protein dephosphorylation; negative regulation of MAPK cascade
Cellular component (GO): nucleus; cytoplasm
Molecular function (GO): protein tyrosine/threonine phosphatase activity; MAP kinase tyrosine/serine/threonine phosphatase activity; MAP kinase tyrosine phosphatase activity
Source: RefSeq, a predicted model, not a curated record